GCAUCGAGCAGAGCAGAGCAGCGCUGAGGAAGAGCUUAGAGGGCUACUUCGAUUGAGCUCGCCUUCGUAGUCUUCUCCUUCUUCUUCGAGCUGCGGCCAUGAAGUAUGUCUUGGUGACGGGAGGGGUGGUCAGCGGGCUGGGGAAAGGGGUCACUGCCAGCAGCAUUGGGCUCCUCCUCAAGGAAUGCGGACUCCGCAUCACGGCGAUAAAGAUCGAUCCUUAUCUGAAUACUGAUGCUGGGACAAUGUCUCCAUUUGAGCAUGGAGAAGUAUUUGUCUUAGAUGACGGUGGCGAGGUGGACUUGGAUCUUGGAAACUAUGAAAGAUUUCUUGAUAUAAAAUUAACUAGUGACAACAACAUCACAACUGGAAAGAUCUUUCAGCAUGUCAUCAACAAGGAGAGGAAGGGAGAUUAUUUAGGAAAGACAGUCCAGGUUGUUCCACACAUUACAGAUGCUAUACAAGAGUGGAUUGAACGUGUAGCUAUGAUACCUGUGGAUGGAAGAGAAGGCCCUGCUGAUGUUUGUGUUAUAGAAUUGGGUGGAACUAUAGGAGCUACGAUCUUUUCACGGCAUAAUGAGAGUAGCAUUCUUGAUGCAGGGGACAUAGAAUCUAUGCCAUUUAUAGAGGCUAUGAGUCAGUUCUCUCACAGAGUAGGAUCUGGGAAUUUUUACCUAGUUCAUGUCAGUCUUGUUCCGGUUCUAAAUGUAGUCGGUGAGCAGAAAACUAAGCCAACACAACAUAGUGUUCGGGGCCUAAGAGGUCUUGGAUUGACACCAAAUAUUUUGGCCUGUCGGACUACCAAGCCUCUGGAUGACAACAUAAAAGAGAAGCUUUCACAAUUUUGUCACGUUCCACUUGAAAAUAUUAUUACACUCCCUGAUGUCACAAACAUUUGGCACAUUCCUUUGUUGUUGAGGGAGCAGAAGGCACAUGAAGCUCUAAUAAAGACAUUGAACCUUCAAGGGAUAGUUAAGGAGCCUUUGUUGGAAGAAUGGUCUGUGCAUGCUAGAAUUUGUGAUGCUUUGCAUGAUCCUGUCAGGAUUGCCAUAGUUGGAAAAUAUACUGGCCUUUCUGAUUCUUACAUCUCCGUGUUGGAGGCACUUUUGCAUGCUUCCACUGCUUGCAAGAAGAAACUUGUGGUGGACUGGGUUCCAUCUUCUGACCUGGAAGACAAUACUACCCUAGAAGCACUUGAACUUCACAAGGCAGCAUGGAAACAGUUGAAGGGUGCAAAUGCUGUACUAGUCCCAGGAGGUUUUGGAGAUAGGGGUGUGGAAGGAAAAAUUCUUGCUGCUAAAUAUGCCCGUGAAAACCAUGUUCCAUUUCUUGGAAUUUGUCUUGGCAUGCAAAUUGCUGUGGUGGAAUUUGCUCGGUCUGUGAUGAAUUUGCAGGAUGCAAAUAGCACAGAAUUUGAUCCUCACACAACAAAUCCCUGCAUAAUUUUCAUGCCGGAGGGCUCAAAAACUCAUAAGGGAGGUACAAUGCGAGUUGGAUCAAGGAGAACAUAUUUUGAUGUUACAGAUUCCAAAUCUGCAAAACUGUAUGGCAAUCCUAACUUUGUGGAUGAAAGACAUCGACAUAGAUAUGAGAUAAACCCUGACAAGGUUGCAGAAUUUGAAAAAGCUGGUCUUGAAUUUGUUGGUAAAGAUGAAACCAGAAGACGUAUGGAGAUUGUUGAAUUGCCUAAUCAUCCAUAUUUCGUCGGUGUCCAAUUUCAUCCAGAGUUCAAAUCAAGGCCCGGAAAACCUUCUCCUCUUUUCUUAGGACUGGUCGAGGCUGCAUGUGGAAAGCUUGACUGUCUGCCGGUAAACGCUGCCCAUCUUAGCAACUCACCCAAACGAGCUAUGUCCCCUGCAAAUGCUUAUGAAAAUGGGAACCCGAAGAAGCCGGCUAAGAGCUUUUCACAUAGAAAAAUCUUCCCCAAUGCCAAUGGUGUGCAUGCAUGAUACAUAUAUAUAAGCAAGUUGUCUUAGUUUUCGACAAAAAAUCCGCACUAGCUGGCUUAGGGUUUUAGCAAUGUGACAACUAUAUGUCAAUGUUCUAGUUGAUUUUCCUUUCUUAUAAUUUGGAAUAUGUGUCUUUGUCCAAUAGUAUUUGGUAUAUUUAACCUUAGCCUCCCUUGAAUUAUAUCAUAGUCAACCAUGUAGAUAAUUAUAUACAUGUACAUUAAAUGAAUAUAUU
Molecule: messenger RNA, 2184 nt
Organism: Zingiber officinale
Lineage: Eukaryota; Viridiplantae; Streptophyta; Magnoliopsida; Zingiberales; Zingiberaceae
Product: CTP synthase-like
Exons: 21
Coding region: 99-1949 (616 amino acids)
Biological process (GO): pyrimidine nucleobase biosynthetic process; CTP biosynthetic process
Molecular function (GO): CTP synthase activity; identical protein binding
Source: RefSeq, a predicted model, not a curated record